AUGCUAGCAGCAGCCGACAUGACAGACAUAGACAGCACACAACAGACCACUCGUGCGUUCUCCCACACCACCAACAAGUGUCAUAUCCCUUUGGUGUUCAGCGAAGAUUUCAGUCACGAAGCAUUGGAACUGUUUGCCUUCCCCCCCGACAUGAUCCAGCAAUUGGAAUGUGGGACCAAGUUUUAUAUUAAAGGAAAUGCAGAGGAGGAUGCUGUAUUGUGCACGCUCAGUGAGACGUUUAUGCUGCGAUCGGCGGAUACAUCUAACUCACUGCUGGUGAGUGAGCGGAUGAAUGCCAGCGAAGAGUCAGUUGUACCUGGAGAUACAAAGGCGGGUAUGGUUAUAUCGAAGGAUAAAAAAGGCGGUGCAAGCGAUCCAAAGGAUGAUAGAAGUAUAGAGACAGACCCAACGGGUGGUACAAAAACAGAUACCACCGAUAACAGUCAUGGUAAUAAACGAGCGAGAGAGGCUAUGCCAUCUGAAGCAGCUUUCUGGGCGAGCCAAAGCCAGAGACCACGUGCCAAGGAAAUGAUCAAGGUGCACGCUAUUGCCAAGACAUGCUACGAACUCAAAAAGACCCGACCAAGAAUAGAACGACUACCCCAAUUACUACACGAAUGUCCGUACAGUGGCGAAGGUGACGAUGCAGAGAGAGUCGGCCAGACCAAAUACAGCCGCGAUGAAGUGCUCGCCAGGGUGCAAGCCAGUGAGGUAGAGCUGGACGCUGCCAUUGCAAGCGAAAAGAUCAUCCUGUUUCGAGCCGACGAAAUUCUCACUGCGGUCGGCGAGACGAUGGACUACGACGAAUUCAUGGAGGCGUGGGAUGGGACGCUCACCAGCCCAAUGACAAGUAACGAACAGCUGCUCAGGGGUCUGGCUUUGGUGAAGACUGACUCGUUCAAUAAGACGAUUAUCAAAUUAGAUGCCAAUUCAUUCUCGUUCGAUCCCGCGACCCGAUUCCAGCAGCUAUUUGCGGUGCAGAAGGAGUGGACAUUAGAUAGCAUCAUGCCCUAUGUAACGCCACUAUGCUCACCGGGGGAAAGACCGGCAACGAUACUGGCCAAGUACUCUAGAUCCUCGAUUCACCCCAUAACAAAACUCAAAUCAUACAAUUCUCGAUACGGUGUCAAAUAAAAGUACAGGAACUACGUCUGGAUACCUAAUUAAAAAGGUCUAUCGUAUCAAAGGAUCACAGAGACCUACAUGUAGAUACAUGCAAAACUCAUGGACCAGAUAAAAC
Messenger RNA from Sphaeroforma arctica JP610, 1240 nucleotides. RefSeq lists its product as hypothetical. The record is from RefSeq and is a predicted model, not a curated record. The transcript has 6 exons. The coding region runs from base 1 to 1134 and encodes 377 amino acids. Gene Ontology annotation, biological process: mitotic sister chromatid cohesion; maintenance of mitotic sister chromatid cohesion. NCBI's taxonomy places the organism in Eukaryota, Ichthyosporea, Ichthyophonida. Gene Ontology annotation, cellular component: nucleus; chromosome, centromeric region; Ctf18 RFC-like complex.